AGGUUCAAAUUUUGUGUUGAUGCCACUGAUGCCAGCUGAUGGCGGAUCCACUGUCACUGACACUGUCAGUGGUUCUGAACAGCCGUUAGAAGUUAGAACUAGGAUCUAGAUCUAGUUUUCAGUGGUGGAAGUCUUAUCAGGUCUCCUGAAUGGCUGAUGACGAUAACGAUGACGAAGAACUUAUUACUCGUCGAAGGUCUCGAGGAAAACGAAGCAAGAGAAUGGCCAAGAUUCCAAAUAGCACAGUAAACAGUCCUCAUUUACUCAAGAUUCCUGUGGAAGAGAUGACGAGUCCUGUUAACAAACAGGGAUUUGAGGUUGACCAGGAAUCUGAUUUUCUAAAUGAAAGUGACUUAAUUCUAGCACAAUUAGAUUUUGAAAAUGAAUUGGAAGAAGAAUACAGUGACUCUUCUCAUAGGAGUAGAAAAAGAUCAAUACCCUUGUCAUCCAUGGAAGUUCAGAACCGCAAUCAUAGUAAAAGACAGUUGUGUCAGCCAGUGAGUGACAAAAACAUUAUAAAUAAAGACAGUAAAGAUUUUCAAGUGGAUGUGAACUGUGAAAAUAAAGGUGGACCUGAUAAAGAGAUAGUUUCUGACAGCAGUUCAGUCCUUUUCCACAGUCACGGGGAGGAUUGUGAUAAGAAACCUUUGUUAUGUGAUGGAGACAUUCAUGAUGAUGAGAAAGAUCUUUUUGAAGAUGAAGAUGACUUCUUUUAUCCUCUGGAUUUAUCACACUUGGAAAGUUCAGAAAAGUCACAAACAGAUCACAGGGAAGAGUCCCCUGGCCACAGUGGAAAGAGGUUUCACAAAGUAUCUUCAUCAAAUAAUGUAAUCGUUACCACUUCAAGUGACAAACGAGAUUCAUCUGCUUUACCUGCAGAUGUUGUAUCAUCUAGUGAAAUUCAGAAUUCAUGCUUGGUUGCCAAAAUAAGUGUUGCUGAAAAAGAUGUAAGUGUGGUUAAUAACUCCAGAAAAAAUGUAAGUGAAGUUGAUAACUCAGGAAAAUAUGUAAGUGCAGUUGAUAACUCAGGAAAAGAUGUAAGUGUAGUUGAUGCGUCAAUGUCACUGAAAGACCGGCUCAAGCAGAGGCUGCGUCAAAAUGCUGGGGUGGCUAUCGUGAAACGGAAUCUUGAAGAAGAAAUACGGUCAGAGGCAUUGGUGAAAGCUCGUCUUGAUGCCUCUCAGAUCAGGAAGGAAGGUGGAAAGGAUGAUAUUGGACCCUUCUAUGGACUCCCAGUCAAGGUCAAAGAGUUGUAUGAGAGCCUCAGGAGAAUCAAGAAACUCUAUGAUUGGCAGCAUGAAUGUUUACUGCUACCAGCAAUACAAGCUCAUCAAAAUUUGAUAUACACCUUGCCGACCAGUGGUGGAAAAACCUUGGUUGCUGAGAUCCUCAUCAUGAAAGAGUUGUUAUGUCACCAGAAAGAUGCUUUACUCAUUCUUCCCUUUGUCUCCAUUGUGCAGGAGAAGGUCCAAACAAUUUCCGAAUUUGCAACAGAGCUGGGGUUCCUUGUGGAAGAAUAUGCUGGUGGCAAAGGACGGUUCCCACCUAUCAAGAGGCAGACAAAGAAAUCCUUGUAUAUAGCUACUAUGGAGAAAGGCCAUUCCCUCAUCAACAGCUUAAUUGAUACUGAGAGAAUGUCUUCCUUGGGUCUCGUUAUUGUUGAUGAACUUCAUAUGAUCGGAGAAGGUGGCUCAAGAGGUGCAACACUGGAGUCAACACUGCUGAAACUCCUUAAAUUCAAAGAUGUCCAGAUAGUAGGGAUGAGUGCCACCCUCAACAAUCUGCAGGACUUGCAGGCUUUCAUGAAGGCUGAGGUGUACCACAAUGACUUCAGGCCGGUUUCCCUUCAGGAGUAUGUGAAGGUAGAGGACAACAUUUUCCAUGUUAACAACAAAGCUCUUAGCGCUGAUGAGAAGCUACAACACGAUAAAACAGUUACAUUUCCAUAUUCUUCAGAGGUUCUCAAACAAGAUCCUGACCACUUACUGGGACUUGUUCUAGAGGUGAUCCCUCAACAUUCCUGUCUUUUGUUCUGCCCCACUAAGAAGAAUUGUGAGAACGUGGCGAUGAUGCUGAGCAAAUUGAUGUGCAACUAUCACAGACAUCUUACGGAUGUGAACAAAGUCAAAAGGAAAGAGCUUCUAGCUGAGCUUAAGCAGAAUGGCAAUGGCAUGCUGUGCCCGGUGCUGGAGUAUACGGUUCACUUUGGCAUUGCCUACCACCACAGCGGCCUCACGGGGGAUGAGCGGAAAGUUAUCGAGGAGGCGUACGCAAAUGGUGUCUUGUGUCUGCUCACCUGCACAUCCACAUUGGCUGCUGGGGUUAAUCUGCCCGCAAAAAGGGUGAUUCUCCGGAGUCCACACAUUGGCAGCUGCUUCAUUAAGUACAGUCAGUAUAAGCAGAUGGUGGGCCGAGCUGGACGAGCAGGUAUUGACAGCUCCGGAGAAAGCAUUCUCAUCGUCAAAAGACAGGACAGAAUGAAGGCUAAAGACCUGUUCGCUGGACCACAAGACUUCUGCUACAGCAGUUUGGGUCAUGAUGAUGGAACAGGUGUCCGCUCCCUUCUUCUUUCCUCCAUCGGUCUAAAGCUGAUCACUGACACAAAGUCAGCAUUUGACCUGGUGAAAAGUUCCUUGUUAAACAUUCAAGCUGAGGAGCUGGGAGUUGAUGUGGAAGCUCUGACCAGGGAUGCACUCAAGUGUCUUCGGGAUGAGAACCUGAUCUUGGAGAGUGGAAAUGAUUCGGAUGAGUCAGAGAGCUCUAGUCAUUUGCAAGUGACUUCCCUGGGAAAAGCCACAUUUAAAGGAGCAGUGAAUCACACCUACAGUAGUCAGCUGUACAAUGAUCUGAAGCAAGCGGAGGAAUCCCUCAAUCUGUCCACACACUUACACCUGCUCUAUCUGGUCACUCCUUAUGACGCUGCUCGGGAUGUCAGCCCAGACUGGAACAUCUAUUUGAAUCAGUUCUGUAAGCUGUCUGAGAUGGAAUUGAAAGCUGCAGCAGCUGUUGGGGUACCAGAGAGCUACAUCAACUUGAAAGCUUCUGGAAGGCGGCCCAGAAAGAAAGUGAGUGAGUUGACAGUCAAGAGGUUUUACCUGACUCUGAUCCUGUGGGAUCUGUGGAACCAGCGUUCCGUCUGGGACGUCGCUGACAGAUUCUCUCUGCCUCGGGGAUAUGUGCAGAACCUCCUGGCUCAAGCUGCAGCUUUUGCUUCAUGUGUGUUCCACUUUUGUCAGGAGCUGGAGGAGUUCUGGGCAUAUCAGGAUCUCAUGCAGAACUUUGUGAAAAGACUUGGCUACUGUGUCACAACAGAGCUGGUGCCUCUCAUGGAAGUUCCUGGAGUGAAACUGGCAAGGGCCAAACAGUUGUUUGCUGCUGGAUACAAGACGGUGUCACAGCUGUCUUUUGCUGAACCAACGGAUUUGACAAAGCAUAUCGAGCAUUUGAGCUUACGUGCGGCCAGACAGUUGAUAUGUGCAGCCAAGAAUGUUUUAGAAGAAAAAACUGCUGUGCUGUUGGAGGAAGUGGAGAAUUUGGUGGCUGUACCAGGUGGAACAUUGAAUACUGGAUCCACAGAAAAACCAAUUUAAGACUGACCUUUGUAAUGAGUCAAAGGCCCAAAUGUUCGUUUCUGCAUCAGUACAGUAAUCUCCGCCUAAACGCACGGUGCUCGGGAGAGCUCCUUAGCAUGUGUUUACAUGAACCUUUGCAAAGGGAGGAAUUGA
Molecule: messenger RNA, 3725 nt
Organism: Aplysia californica (California sea hare)
Lineage: Eukaryota; Metazoa; Mollusca; Gastropoda; Aplysiida; Aplysiidae
Product: helicase POLQ-like
Exons: 19
Coding region: 150-3590 (1146 amino acids)
Molecular function (GO): ATP binding; nucleic acid binding
Source: RefSeq, a predicted model, not a curated record